Ricinus communis (castor bean) is the source of this 607-nucleotide messenger RNA. Its product is annotated as protein SRG1. The record is from RefSeq and is a predicted model, not a curated record. NCBI's taxonomy places the organism in Eukaryota, Viridiplantae, Streptophyta, Magnoliopsida, Malpighiales, Euphorbiaceae. The transcript has 2 exons. Bases 227 to 478 code for a protein of 83 amino acids.
AGAUAAGACUUAUCCCUCGAUAUAAAUCUCACAUUACGGUUUUCACUAUCCACACAUUGAUGAUGGUAAGAGACAAAAGAAAAUUCUAGAGCAGUAUGUCCCUCCUUAAUAAAGAAGCAAAAAAAAUAAUUGAUGUUAACGUGUGUAUCAGUUUCCUUUGGAAGGGCGACGGCUAAGCAAAUCUCUAGUAAUUACUUUUCUUUGUGGUUACAUCUCUCUGACGGCAAUGGAAUUAAAACCAACAGCAUUAACGCUAGGAAGCUCUCUUCGAGUGCCUGAGCUAGCAAAGAAAUCAUUAGCCUCAGUCCCGACUAGAUAUGUUAGAUCCGAUCAAGACCCUCCAUUUAUUCCCACUUCUUCUUCUUCUUCACCUCAAGUUCCUGUUAUCGACAUGGAGAAAUUGCUUUCUGAACAAUUCAUGGAUACUGAGUUGGAGAAAUUUCAUAACGCUUGCAAAGAUUGGGGGUUCUUCAGCUAAUAAACCAUGGAGUGUGUCUUUCAUUGGUGGAGAAGUUGAAGUUAGAAGUCCAAAACUUUUUUGAUCUUCCAGCUGAUGAGAAGAAGAAAUGUUGUCAAAAAGAAGGGGAUAUUGAAGGCUUUGGCCAAC